Molecule: messenger RNA, 4821 nt
Organism: Eublepharis macularius
Lineage: Eukaryota; Metazoa; Chordata; Lepidosauria; Squamata; Eublepharidae
Exons: 3
Coding region: 1-4821 (1606 amino acids)
Biological process (GO): DNA integration
Molecular function (GO): nucleic acid binding; zinc ion binding
Source: RefSeq, a predicted model, not a curated record
AUGGAUCAGGCCGUCGCCGGCGCUGCUGCGGCCCCCGGGCCCACCGGUCCGCCCGCCCCAGACUUAGGCCAGCUGGGCCAAUGGAUGGCGGAACAGCAGGUGCGGCUCCUGCGAGACCUGACUGCUCAACAGCAGGAGUCCCAGGCCACCCUCCUGCGCGGGUUGGCCCAAGCCCUGGGCGGAGGAGGGGCCGGCGCACCGCUUGGCCCAAGUCGAGGGACCCCCUUCCAGUUGACGAAGCUGGGAGAGACGGACGAGAUCGAUGCCUAUCUGGAGGCGUUCAAACGAACCGCGGAGGCCGCCCAGUGGCCUCAGGCCCAGUGGGCCUUCAUCCUCGGACCCUACCUGACGGGAGAAGCUCAAGCGGCCCUGCGAGCUCUGCCCAAGGAAGAGGGCGCCGAUUACCGGGCACUCAAGGCUGCCAUCCUCGACCGCUAUGAAGUGACCCCAGACUCUUACCGUCUCAAGUUCCGCGCUAUCACCUAUCGGAAGGUCGACCGGCCGCGGACCCUGGUCAACGCCCUCCGCGACGCGGCUCAUCGCUGGCUACGACCCGCGACGGAGGGGGAGAAGGGGAUCGUAGAUCAGGUAGUUCUGGAGCAACUACUGAACAUCCUCCCGCCAAAGGCCCGACAGUGGGUGGCCUGCAGCCGGCCAGCGACCCUGAAGGAGGCCACCGCGCUGUUCGAGAACUUCACGGCAGCAGCCGACCCCCGGGAACCCCCCCGCGAAGGGGGCAGCGGAAGUCGCCCCCAGGGUCCGGGCUUUCGGGGACCCGAAGCCCCCCGUACCGGAAGGGCCCGACCGGGCAAUCGAGAAGGCUCCAGCGGUCCCAGCAGGACAACGCCAUCGGCGCCACCACGCGAGGGCCUGUGGGGUCGCCCCCCACCAGGCCCCAACCGAGACGGGGCGCCAAAGACCGCCCGGGAAAACGAUGACCGGGGUCCCUGCUUCCGGUGCGGCCAGCGCGGCCACUACAUACGUGACUGCCCUCUGAUGGAGUGCGACGCGGGCUGGGAAGAGGCCUUCCCGGCUACAACUCCGCCUCCCCGGCCCCCGCCACUCCUGAUUCUGGUGGAGGUGUCGGGACGGCGGCUGUCGGCGUUCCUGGACAGCGGCAGCUCGGUGUCCAUGAUCCGCACCCGGCUGCUCCCCGCCGGGCUACCGGUCGUCCGGACCGCCACGGUGGCCUGCUUCCACGGCCACUCUGAAACAUACCCAGUGGUCCGCGUCCCCUUGUCAUGCCAGGGGCGGACCUGGGAGGUAGAGUUGGCCAGGGUCACCAACCUCCCCUACCCCGUACUUCUGGGCCGAGAUGUUCCUGAGUUCCACCAACACCUACAAGCCGCCCGGGGCCCCGAGGAGGCCCUCCCGGUGGAGAAACAGGACAACCAGCCGGGGCCCGCCCCGCAUCCAGGGGCCGACCUCCCUGACUGGCCUGCCGACCCAACGUUCGUCGCCCGCCAGACCGCCGACCCUACUCUCGAGAAGCUCCGAGACACAGUGGCGGUGAGUGAAGGGAUCGUACGGGACCCUCGGCGGGCGGGGAGACUGCCGCGGAUAGUCCAAGAAGGGGGCGUGUGGUACCGACUCACGACGGAGCGGGGUAGGGAAGUCCGCCAGCUCUUAGUGCCCCGGGAGUAUCGCGAGAUCGUCCUGCGGCACGCCCAUGAUCAUAACUGGGCUGGACAUCAAGGACCUCAUAACACGCUGGCCCGGGUGCUGACACGAUUCUUCUGGCCGGGGGUAGACCAGGCUGUCAAGAGCCACUGCCGGACCUGCGAGACGUGCCAACGGACUUCGGGGAGACACCCGCCGCGGGCCCCCCUGGCCCCCUUGCCUGUGAUCCACAGCCCCUUCGAGAGGGUAGCUAUGGACUUUGUGGGACCCUUGCCCCGGACCUCUCGGGGCCACCGCUUCAUCCUCGUCCUCAUGGACUACGCUACCCGAUACCCUGAGGCUAUACCCAUGCGGACUAUGCAGGCCCCGGGGGUGACCCGAGCCCUUAUUCGGUUUUUCGCCCAAGUGGGGUUACCCCGUGAGAUCGUCACGGAUUGUGGGACACCCUUCACGGCCUCAAUCACCCGCCAACUAUGCCGCACCAUGGGGAUACGCCAAAUUUUCACGUCGAUCUACCAUCCCCAGACAGACGGCUUAGUGGAGCGGUUUAACCAGACCCUGAAGCAGAUGCUCCGGAGGCUCGCCCACGACCGACCCGCCCAAUGGGACCUGUUCCUCGAUCCUCUCCUCUUUGCCGUACGAGAGUCGCCCCAGGCAUCGACGGGGUUCACUCCGUUUGAGCUAGUAUAUGGACGCAACCCACGCGGGAUCCUGGAGGUAAUGGAGGGGCAGUGGGCCACGACCCCGGCCCAACCGGGCCAGCCGGCCCCCGAAUACGUCCGGGGACUCAGAGAGCGCCUGGAGACCGUUCGCUCCUUGGCUCGACAGAACCUGGAGAAAGCCCAGGCCACGCAGAAGGCCCGCUAUGAUCGGGGAACCCGGGCCAGGAGCUUCCUCGAGGGCGACCGGGUUCUAGUGAGCCGCCGGGUCUUUGGACCGUCCAAGCAAGGGGACCCCUGGCAGGGCCCCUUCCGAGUCAAUCGAGUGUUAGGAUCCCAUUCCUACGAGGUGCAGUGUGGGCCAUCCCCUCGGCAGAACAAACGCCUGCACGUCAAUGAUCUAAAGGAGUGGUGCGAACGAUCGGCGGGGGAAUGCCAGCUGGCCGAUGACCCGUUGGAACCACCAGACGGGGAGCUCCCCUGGACGACGCGCCAGCCAGAAACCGCUUCCCCAGGGAUGGACGCUGCCCUACAACAAGAGUUGCAACAAGAACAACGGAGUUGCAACAAGAGCAACUCCGAGCGCUCCUGGACGAAGAAACAAUGGGACGCCGUAGCCCGCGAGGUAGAUGAGAUGCUACACCUAGGGGUAAUCCGUCCAUCAACCAGUGAGUGGAGGAGCCCCAUCGUCCUCGUGCCAAAGCCGGACGGGUCAGUGAGGUUCUGCGUCGACUAUCGGGAGGUUAACAAGGUAGCGAAGUUUGACGCAUACCCGAUGCCCCGGGCCGACGUCCUGAUUGACCAGUUAGGCACAGCCCGCUACCUCUCGGCUCUAGACCUGACAAAGGGGUACUGGCAGGUCCCCAUGGCGCCGGGGGACCAGGAAAAGACCGCGUUCGCCACUCCCCAGGGCCUCUUCGAGUUCCAGGUGAUGCCCUUCGGGCUGCACGGGGCGGCGGCCACCUUCCAGCGCUUGGUGGACCGGGCACUAACCCACUGUCAAGGAUUUGCCACCGCUUACAUCGAUGACAUCCUGAUAUACAGCCCAGAUUGGACGUCUCACCUUCGCCACCUCCGGCUCGUGCUUCAGGCUCUCCGCGACGCAGGCCUCAAAGCCAAUCCCACGAAGAGUCGUCUCGGCUUCCAGGAGCUCAAGUACCUGGGAUUCCUGGUAGGACGCGGACAGUUGCGUCCCCUACCAGACAAAGUGGCCUCCCUCGAGGCUUGCCCCCGACCGGGGACGAAGAAGCAGCUGCGCGGGUUCCUGGGGCUCGUCGGCUACUAUAGUAAGUUCAUUCCCCAGUACGCCAGCCGCGCCAGCCCCCUAACCGACUACUUGAAGAAGGACCAGCCGAACCGGGUCCAAUGGACACCCCAGGGCCAACGUGCCUUCGAGGACCUGAAGGCCGCCCUGUCCGCGAGCCCCGUACUCCGCAACCCCGACUUCGACAAGCCCUUCAUACUGCAAACAGAUGCAUCGGAUGCAGGGCUCGGGGCUGUCCUGUCGCAGGAGCACGAAGGUCAGGAGCACCCCGUCCUCUUCAUUAGCCGGAAGCUGCAGCCCGCCGAGCAAAAAUACGCCGUUGUCGAGAAGGAGGCACUGGCAGUUAAAUGGGCCGUCGGGGCCCUCCAAUACUAUCUUGUCAAUAACCCCUUCACCCUCGUGACGGACCACGCCCCCCUUCUCUGGAUGUCCCGGCUAAAGGACCAUAAUGCUAGAGUCUUACGGUGGUAUCUAUCCCUUCUUCCCUUCAGCUUUACGAUCCGCCACCGCCCGGGGAAGUUGCACGCCAAUGCCGACUUCCUCUCCCGGAUGUUCGCCGAAGACGGAAGGCCCGGCACGACGCUCAGGGGGGGGGUGUGUCCGAGGGGCGGCGGUGCCACGCCCUCGGACUCCGCGACCCCCACCCCCUCCCUCGCCCCCGCCGGCGAAGAGACCUACCUGCGGCCCCUGGAGACGGCCGGGAGACACGCCGGGAGGAACACCGGCGCGGCCACGGGAGCGCCGCCCAGACGAGGAGGCCCCUUCGACCCCCCGGCGGAGCUGACGGCCGCGGCCGCCGGCCCGCCGAGGCCAGGAGCCCGGCGCCGAGCAGCAAGCAGCCGCGGAGGGGGAAGGCCGUCCUCUCGGCCGCAACCGCAACCCCGGCAACCAGGGCCCGCGCCGGCAGGACGCCGCAGCCACGGGCGAGGCAGAGCGCGGCCGCCCAGGAAGCCGGGCCGCGGCGGGACGCCCGCGCCGGCGCAGAGCUCGAAGGGGAACCGCAUCCCCCAGCAGGCCAAGGGAGGGGCCAGUCGCGUUUGUCGCUCGGAGGAGGCAGACGCGUUGUUCUGCCUUCCCGAGCGUUGGGCGCGGCGGCGCGAGCGGCGGCGAUCAGGGACGGUGUUGGAGCGUCCCAGCAGCAGCGGCUCGAUUGCGGCGGCGGCGGAGGAUCCGUUUCGGCCGGGUCCUUCUGGCCUGGGCAAAGGAGCGGCGCAGUCUAGGCGCGGCUAUAGCGGCGGCGGCUGUGUGCUGCGCUGCGCAGCCCCCCCCCUUUUUUAG